Molecule: messenger RNA, 1931 nt
Organism: Owenia fusiformis
Lineage: Eukaryota; Metazoa; Annelida; Polychaeta; Sabellida; Oweniidae
Source: the annotation of a GenBank genome assembly
AUGUAGAUCAAUCAAACCCCUAUAUGAACAGGUACAUUUUGAUAUAUAACACUAUAUAACUAUGGGGGUAAGCGUUUUAUAGUUGAUCACGAAUGCCAUAUGUGCAGGGUAUUCACACCAUAGUUUUUGGCGGAGUAAUACCAAUACAUUUGCAAUCUCUUACCAAAUCGUGCAGUACAAGCCUACAUCUCAGAUUUAGAUAAUUAAUAGUUGAAACGAAAUAAAAAUGAUUUAUUUUUGAAGUUCUUCUUGAAUAAUAUAAGAAUAAGUAUCCCUUCUCGUAGGAUCUCAUAUCAGCGAGAUUAGUCGAGUGACGUCAUGGACUUCGUGCAGAAAGAAUUUUUUAAAGAAUUUUGAACAGAAAUAUUACUCUAUUUACGCAAUAUUUACAGUCAAAAUCCCCUAGUACUUUCGUUCUUUAUUUGGAAAAGAUAUCCAAGAACAUAACUAAAAAACGAACUCUGCUAUAGAAGUAAACAUAACCUUGUAUAAUGUCCCGACAUGAAGGGGUAAGCUGCGAUUCAUGUCUGAAAGGGAAUUUCCGGGGACGUCGUUACAAGUGCUUAAUCUGCUAUGAUUAUGAUCUUUGUGCCACUUGUUAUGAAGCAGGAGCAACAACCACUCGUCACACUGCUGACCAUGCCAUGCAGUGUAUCCUUACUAGGACUGAUUUUGAUUUAUUCUAUGGCGGUGAAGGUUUGACUGCUGAGCAGCCGCAGGCAUUCACCUGUCCCUACUGCAGCAAGAUGGGCCUCACAGAGACGUCACUACAAGAACAUGUCACAGCAGAGCAUGCAGAAUCAUCAUUAGAAGUGGUAUGUCCCAUAUGUGCAGCCCUACCUGGAGGAGAUCCUAAUCAUGUGACAGAUGACUUCACAGCUCAUCUUACACUAGAACACAGAGCCCCUAGAGAUUUCGAUGAACAACAACUACCCGGUGUACGUCAUGUUCGCAGAAUCCCACACCCAGGACGAGGAUUAGGAGGUACGCGUGCACGUAGGCAACACAUGCAUUUUAGCUCGGCCAGCUCCGCCUUGUCAGCACUGUCACCUUCAGGAGGUAGAGAACAGAUGGACCCCAUAGCAGAGCUGUUGUCCCAGUUAUCCAGUGUGCGGAACAGGGCAGCAGCGGCUCAAAGUGUGUCUAGUCAGCUGCAGCAGCUAGAGGCACAGCUACAGACAACAAGUAAUGGUAACUCAGAGGGUGGAUUGUACACUACUGACCUAGCACACAUUGCCUUUGUACAGAGACAACAGUUGGAACGGUUGCCACGGAGACAGGGGGAAUUGAACCGCUUGGCAACAAGUGGCCACACACAAAUAGAACUGCCUGGGGUAGCCCCUAGUAACAUUAUAAACAACACAAGCAACAGUAGUAGUAACUCUAGUUCACAAUAUCUCUUGGCCAGGGUGACAGAGCCAGAGUUAACAGAGAAUGAGCGCCUAGCGACAGAAACUGACCGGGCAGAUCGCAGUUUGUUUAUACAAGAAUUACUCUUGUCAUCAAUGACAGAACACUUGCAGUUAAAUGAGACCCAGUCUAGAAACAGUGUUAGCAGUAGCUCCAGUGCUACAUCAUUCAAUGCUUCAGAUACAGACUCAGCCUGGUUAACCCCAGAUAGUAGCCUCCAUAAUUUGCCAACAGAUGGAGCCACUGCUAGUGGUGGUCUACAUAAAGAGGGCGCCAGUAGUGUUAGGCAAAAGAGCGUUUCAGGAUCGGAACCGCCUAAAACCACCAAAGUUUCCACAUCCACUCGGCCCAAAGUGAGUAGGUCAACUAGCAGUACUAAUUCAGCAACACCUACGUCAACGACGACGUCGUCAUCAACACAGAGAGUGAUGCCACCUAGUGGUAGAAGGCGUAAUAUGGUGAAAACUCUAGAUAACAGUAAAAGAUCCGAAAGAGAACCCCCACCUCAGAAAACACAAUAA